ACUAAUUUAUACCUCAAGAAUAACCAACGAGAUAAAUAAAUCGAAAUAUGUAUGUCCUAACUAUUAUUUGCUGCCUUAUUGCUGCAGUUUACGGUCAACGCGUCGGAAUUGGUCCUUGUCCUACAGUUAAAGCUUCGAAAACUAUCGAUAUUGAUAAAUAUUCUGGAAAAUGGUACGAAUGGGAAACGAGUAAUUCUUUGAGUAGCAUAUGUUCUUCGUCUACUUGGACUAAACAUUCAGACAGUAUAAUUACAGUCGUACAUCGUAGUAUUUCAAAAAUUACUAAUUUGGAAUCAGGAAUUAUUGGUGACGUAACUAUAAAUGACGAAAAAGUAAAUGUGCAGUAUAAUAUGCCUAUGGGUCGUAACAUUGAAGUAGAGUACAGGAUUCUCGAUACUGAUUAUGAAAAUUUUUCUAUUCUAUGGAGUUGCUCAAACUUCAAGCUUGUGCACUACACUCAUUUAUCGGUACACGUAAGAGAUCCCAACGUUGAACCGAACAAUUUAAAAAUUGGAGUAACAAUAAAAGAAGCGGGAGUUAAUCCUCCGCCAAUGAGAAAAGUUGACCAUUCGAAUUGCCCAUAAAUUUUGAAGAUUGAAAAAAAAAAUUA
Molecule: messenger RNA, 610 nt
Organism: Microplitis mediator
Lineage: Eukaryota; Metazoa; Arthropoda; Insecta; Hymenoptera; Braconidae
Product: apolipoprotein D-like
Exons: 4
Coding region: 48-584 (178 amino acids)
Biological process (GO): symbiont-mediated perturbation of host defenses
Source: RefSeq, a predicted model, not a curated record